AUGGUUAUCCGUCCACCAAUUGAGAAAUGGUCAAGACCCGAAUUGGAAGAUCGUUAUCACAGUCUUUAUCAACAACACUAUGAUCUUAAACAAAAGUACAAUGAAUUAGAAAUCAAACUGAAGCAGACAAAUUCACGUAUUAGAAGAACUGAUAUUGGCGCAAAGAAUUUUAGAACUGACGAAAAUGAAAAUAUACAGCAUGCGCAGUUGGUGAAGGAAAACCGAUUACUUACAAACAAGACUUAUUUACCUCUCAAACGACCUCAAUUGGCCAUGCCACAAAGGUCCAGUCAGUCUGUACGACCUCUGUUGAUCAGAUCACCAUCAGCCAACACAGUAAGAAGACCUAUAUCUACAACAUGCUUGGCACGUGGCUCUGGCAGGAAACCACAGUUAAUAAGUGAAACGAAAUCAUCACUUCUGGACAAAACUUUAUUUGUAAAACUUAAUCGAGAAAUGAAACAAAAGGAAGAUGAAUGUUCUUCGUUAACGUUAAAAUUCAACGAUGUGCAAGAACAACUUACAAAACUGAAAAAGGCAUACGAUCAGCUGUUGUGUGUUAACCAACAAACAGAGACAGAGUUAAAACGACAGUUAGCUGUAAUGAAAUUAAAUACUGAACUGCCAAAUAUCAAAGAGGAACAAAAUAUACGAUUUGUAGAAAAGGAAUUGGAAAUAAUGCGUGAAGAAAACGAAAUAUUACGUGACGCUAAUGAUAAACUUGUGCAGAACUCGUUGACGAUUGAGCAAUUGAUGGUAGAAGAAAAUAGUAAUCAUCAAAAUAGGUUAUAUGGUCAACAUCAGAAUCAUCCACAAAUUCAUGAACUGUUCAUAAAAUAUUCAAAAUUGGAAGAAAAAUAUCAACAACUGAUGAAAAGAGAAAUGAAAGCAGGGAAAAUAGCAAGUGAUGAUGGUGAACUACAAUUGAAAUCACAGAUUGCUAGAGGUGAAGAACAAGAAUCUUCAAAAACCGAUUUCAGUCUUGUUAAAGUAUAUGAGGAUUUAUCACGAAUUAUCGAACGACAUAUUCUGACACCUUCUUCUGAAGAGAGCAAAACAGUAGAUAAUAAUCAACUUGACAAAUGGCAAAGAAUGUAUAUGGAAAUCCACAGCGAGCUAGAAAAAGUUCGAAAUAUGUUAUUGAUGCAGCAUACUAUAAAUGAGCAACAUCUUCAGGAGAUAGCUUUGACAAAUCAAAAUCUGCAACAAACAAAAGAUAAUUACGAACAUAAACUGAAAAAGCUAGUGAUGAAACUUUCUGAACGUGAAGCCGAAAUUCGAAAUUUAGAAUCACAAUUGAAAACAUUGGCUUACGGCGAUCAAUUACCCAUUUUACAAGUUGGGGAAAAUAAACAAGAAGCGGAAACGAGCGAAAUGAUGUUUCAUCUCUCGAGAAUUAUACUAAGUUCAGUUGCACUUCUACAGAUGGGCACUGCUCGACCAACAGUAUUUUUAGCUAUAGAAUUUUAUGAUUUUGAACUACAGACAACGCCAAUGUUAACUGGUCCUGAGUAA
This is a messenger RNA of Thelazia callipaeda (thelaziosis nematode), 1515 nucleotides long. The record is from the annotation of a GenBank genome assembly. Lineage: Eukaryota; Metazoa; Nematoda; Chromadorea; Rhabditida; Thelaziidae.